This is a messenger RNA of Suillus fuscotomentosus, 456 nucleotides long. RefSeq lists its product as uncharacterized. The coding region runs from base 1 to 456 and encodes 151 amino acids. The record is from RefSeq and is a predicted model, not a curated record. The transcript has a single exon. Lineage: Eukaryota; Fungi; Basidiomycota; Agaricomycetes; Boletales; Suillaceae.
AUGCCCGAGUUCACCGACCCCAUAAUUAUAACGGCGACUUCAAUGUGGGGUUCCAUUAUGAAGGUCGAGUCAUAUAUUGGCAAAUUCACUGGUGACCAACAAGUGGCGAGCAACGGUAGCUCUGUGAAGCUGCACAUGCCAACGAGGGCUAAAAGCUGUUGCCUUGGCGCUAUCGCGCAGAACGUCUUCAGAGCGCCUCUUUCCACCCCUGAGCGCUUGAGCGCCGUAACAGCAAGUAUGUUAAGCGCUCGCCCGAAUGAGCGCCAAGCGCCCAGCAACAACUCCAAUACUGCGUAUCGUAUGCAGGGCGUGGAACGAGCUCCCCUCCGUGAUGCAAGUAUCAGCGUGCUUGCGCGGGCACAGGAUAUUGCAGUCCAGGGAAAAUUGUGCGUCCUGCCCACUUUACGCGAAGCACUGAUUUCCGCAGCUUGCGGGAGGCAAUUCCACGUUGUAUAA